AUGGUAAACUUUAAAAUUGCAAUCUUUGGAUUAUUUUCAGCUUGAUACAUAUAUUGAUAUUGAUCUAUAAUAGACAAAUCCAAAUCUUUCACCCCAAGCAUAGUCAGAAUAUAUCCAAAAUCAGACCUUCAUAUCCCUCAAGAUCCACCUUUAACAAAAUCUUUAAUGAAUAUAUUUUCACCACACAACGUGUCUGAAUCCUCCAACCCUUCCAGCUAUCUCUACAAAGCUGGCUGAUUUUUUACUUCCUUUAUCUCAAAAGAUAAUUCACUGGUACACAUUUUUGUAAUCAAUGAUGAUAUUCCAACAAAUAAAUCUUAUGACCCGUGGCAUUCUGAAGGUCUUAUGUAUUCUGGGAGCUUUGAUGAUAUUAUUUCAAAUAAUGAAAACUUCAAUUGAACACAGCUAUGAGUCCAAAAUUUUACUGGGCUAGUCAAAUAUGUGACUGCUUCACAAACAGAUGACGAUUUAUUAUUGGUGUAUAAAGAAGUACACGAUGAAGGAGAGGCUUUCAAAAUUAGAUAUUAUGAGAAUAGAUCACUGCCUAUAUAUGAGGAUAUAGAUCUUCCUUAUGGUCUUGACGUUAUUGGGAUUACUAUAGAUCAUGAUAUUAUAGCUUAUUCUAGAUUUGAUGAUAAUAAAUCGUUUCGAACACUUUUAAAAAAUAAGAAAAAAGAUAAUGAAUUUGUAAAAGAAGGGUGAAAAAUCGGCCCAGCUGGCCCAGACCAGGAUCGCGAGCAUUAUGGAAUAUCCCAGGUCCCAGGUAUUAAGCUAACAAGUAAUGGAAAUAAAAGAAUAUUAUUCCGCUAUUGAGUUGGCUCACAAACUUCAAAUAUUUUGAAUGCUUACUCUGAGACUGAAUUUUUUUAUUUGAAAGAUGACGAAUGAACAACUAUGGGCGAAAAUUUAAAAUUUAAUUUCUCUUUAAAGCAGUUCGUAAAUAAAAACUCCAAGGAAAAAGAUAUUAUUCAAUAUCCAUGAGCGAGGCACAGUAAUAAUAGAAAAUAUUUCUAUGUUGGCUAUAUGAAUAGCAUCGUUACAGGUGUGGAUUGAAGGUAAUAAGUAAAUAGUGACGCUGAAAAUUCAACAAUUUCAUUUGUAGACCCUAGUUUUUUUAAAAAAUUUACAAGAUUUGAGGUAUCAAAUAGAGGCGAUUUCCUAGCAAUUGUAAGAUUAAUGUAGACUGAGCUGCAAAGUGAGCAAUCUGGAUUGAAAUAUAUAAGAUUUGUUGGUAAAAAUCAAACCAAUGAUAAAAAAGAAAUCGCGAUUGAUAUAAGUUUAAUGAAUUUGCCAGCUAAAAUACUUAGCCAAGAAAUAAAAUCGUUAAAAAUAAUUGAGCAAAAUCAAUGCAUUUAUGCAGUUAUUUUAUUUUCAGAAGGUCCAAUGGUUGUUGCUAACUUUACUGAUAUAGAAUUUCAAGAUGUAGCCCAGCAAAGCCUUCUUUUGCGGCUAUUUUCAAUUUUUUCACCAAUUUUAGUAGUGGCUUUAAUUUUGCUUAUUAAUGUCAAGUACUUUUUCAACAUCGGAGUAUGAAUAUGGUAA
Blepharisma stoltei is the source of this 1542-nucleotide messenger RNA. Lineage: Eukaryota; Ciliophora; Heterotrichea; Heterotrichida; Blepharismidae. The record is from the annotation of a GenBank genome assembly.